CAGGGAAAGCAGCAAAGAGCCCUGUAGUGGUAAUAUCUAUUUGUACCUGCAAACUCGACCGUCUCUCCUGCUCUUCAUCUCCCUUUCUACUGUCUCUCCUCUCCCUCGUUGACCCCAUCAUGGGGCACCCGAAACCUGUGUUCUUCUUCGGCGUCCUUGUCGCAGCUCUCCUGCAGUCCUUCCCUGUAGCCUCUCAAGAAGUUGAGGAUGAGAAGGAGUUCAGCUACCAGAGGGGGAGCCAGAUUGGACCAGAGCACUGGGGGGAGAUCCACCAUGAAUGGGCUGUCUGUGGCAAGGGUCGGACGCAGUCUCCCAUUGAUCUCUCCGACGAGAGAGUGCAGGUAUUUCCCUGCUUGGGCCGCCUUCGCCGCUCCUAUCGCCCGGCCGACGCCAUCCUCAAGAACCGUGGUCACGACAUCAUGCUCAAAUGGGAGGAUGAAGCAGGAGGGAUAUGGAUCAACGGAACAGAGUACGGUCUUAAACAGAUGCACUGGCACUCGCCCUCUGAGCACACCAUCAAUGGCCGCAGGUACCCCAUGGAGAUGCACAUGGUUCAUGAAAGCGCCGAUAAUAAAAUCGCAGUCGUCGGCAUUCUCUACAAGAUUGGCCACCAUGAUCCGUUCCUUGCCGAGCUGGAGAGAUACAUUGAGACGAUUUCAGAUAAGCAUGAGGCCGAGGAGGUGGUGGGCAUGGUGGAUCCAAGGCACGUUAGAAAGGGAAGUAGGAAAUACUACAGAUACACUGGAUCUUUGACCACUCCACCUUGCACUGAGGGUGUGACUUGGACCAUCAUAAAGAAGGUGCGGACAGUGUCAAGGGAGCAACUGGCCCUUCUAAGAGAAGCUGUCCAUGAUGGCUCAGGGAUGAACGCAAGACCCACCCAAAAGAUGAAUAAGAGGAUUGUCGGUUUAUAUCGGCCUCGACCAUAUCGAUAUCGAUGACUAUGUGAAUUUUGAUGCUUUCUAAACCCCACAGCAGAGAUGAUCAUGCAAAGGGUGUUGAAAGCAGUAACAAAGAGUAGCAAAGAGGAGAACACCAUCCCCAUACGAUGACAAUGACAAGAAGAAGGAAGCAUUAAUUGAUUCAUCAUGUUCUCACUCUUAAUUAGUAUCAAAGAAGCAUUCAUUCGGUGAUCUUACAGAGUAAACUGUUGCGACGAGCCAUGAGUUCCAGCUGAUGAUCCAAGGCUUUCUGCUGCCACCUUCCACCACAAGUGUAUUGCAAUGUUCAUUAGUCGCUUCGAUUACCCUGUAAAUCUAGUUUGUAUUUCUCUUCAUGCCUUUUUUUUUUUUUAUAUUACUAACUAAUUUAGUUGCUCACUACUUUUAUUUAUAUUCUAAGUUAAAUAUAUUUCUGAUAUGGGUUUCAUCGAUCAAAGUUUCUAAAUCGGAACGUUAUUUCGAAAGCACUAA
Messenger RNA from Musa acuminata AAA Group (dessert banana), 1412 nucleotides. RefSeq names its product alpha carbonic anhydrase 7-like. The transcript has 8 exons. The record is from RefSeq and is a predicted model, not a curated record. Gene Ontology annotation, biological process: one-carbon metabolic process. Bases 120 to 941 code for a protein of 273 amino acids. NCBI's taxonomy places the organism in Eukaryota, Viridiplantae, Streptophyta, Magnoliopsida, Zingiberales, Musaceae. Gene Ontology annotation, molecular function: zinc ion binding; carbonate dehydratase activity.